AUGUUGGGUUCCUUAUUAUUUACAAAAAAAAUAACUGCAUUUUGUAAUUUUCGUAGAAAUGUACUGUCAAAAUAUGACAAUAAUAAUUUGUGUGAUCAAAAUAUAAUUACAUUAUGUGAUUUAAAAGUACCAAAUGAAUAUAGAGAAAAUUAUAAAAAUAACAUUUUCAAUAAUACAAAUGAUGAAAUAAAUAUAUUAUAUAAUCUUAUAAGUGAAAGUUAUAUAUAUGGAAUAAAUUUAAAUGUUGAUUUAUUUAUUUUAAAAAAUAAAAAUAUUCUUUUUUUUAAUCAAAAUAUUAUUAGUAUAUAUAACCCUUUAAUAAAAGGACUAAAAGUUGUAUUUACUAAAAAUGAUUAUAUUAUAUCAUGUUCUGCAAUAUUUGAGGAUUCUCUUUUUGUAGUUCUUUAUGGAGGAUCAUAUGCUUCAUGUAUACAAGUAUAUUCAAUUCAAAACCAUACACAAAUAGAUGAAAUUAUUUUAACGGAUUGUAAUUAUUAUGAAAAAAUUUACAUACAAAAAGAACAAAAUUAUAUUAUUCUAAUAACAAACAAAAAUGUAUUAAAAGUUUUGGAUUGCAUAUCGAAGAAUUUUAUUUUUAGCAUUUUUAUUCAUCAUGAUUAUACAUAUAUAGACCAGUAUAAUAACUUUUUUCUAAUUUUGAGAAAAACAAAGUUGUACUUAUGGAAUUUAGAGAAUACAUAUACAGGGCUUAAAAUAAAUGAGAAACAUUUAGAAAUAGACAAAAGUGUAAUAAUUAAUUGUUUCUGUUCAUAUCAAAACACAAUUUUUAUUGGAACAUCAAAUGGGUCUAUAUAUUUAUGUCAAAAUUUAUCAGUUAAGAAAGGAAUUAAAUUCAAAGAUUUUGAUGAGAGUAAUAAAAAAAGUAUUAAUUAUAUUCAUUAUUAUAAUAAUUUUAUAACAACACAAGAUGAAGAUUGUAUUAAACUAUGGAAUUGCCACUUCUCUCUUGACGAAAUUUCUCAAGCAUCAACUCUUUAUGUGUCUUUAGAAAAAGAACUAAAAAUAAAAAUAAAUAUUAGUAAAAUAAUAGGGGAAGGAGAUUUAUAUCUAAUAGUAGACAAAAAAAACAACAGUAUAUAUACAUGUGAAAAAAAUAAUUAUGGGGAUAUAGGAAUAUUAUAUAAUGAUCACAAUAGUAGAAUUAAAAAUAUUUAUUGUUUUAAAAAUAAUAUGUUUAGUUUUGGUUAUAACGGAAAAAUAUAUAAUUAUAAAAAUGAAAAUAAUAUUGAAAGAAAUUUUUGUUUAUAUAAAUUCAAAAAUUAUAUAUCAUCUAUAAAAUUUUUAUAUAAUGAUAAAGACAAUUUUAUUUAUUUUUGUAUUGGUUUUAAUAAUGGUAUAAUAAAAAUUAUAAAGAUGAAAUAUUUAUAUUUAGAUAUUAUUUAUUCAUUAAAAAUAAGUAAUUAUCCUAUUAUAAAAAUAGAAAAAAGCUUAAAUAGUGAUUAUAUAUGUAUAUUAUCAGAAAAUGAACCAUAUAUAUUUUUUUUGUGUAAAAUUGGUGGAAUAUAUAAACCAUUAUAUUAUUUUAAAAUUAGAGAAACAAAUCUUAAAGAUUGUUUUUAUUUUUCUCAUGUUAAUAGUUUUUAUAUUUUAUCAGAUUCAAAUUUUUUUUUUAAAAUUAAACUUAGACAUUUAGAAAAAGCGGCAACAGAAAAAUACACAAAUUUGAAAAAUACAGAAAAAUUACUAAAUAAUCAGGAAUCUAACAAAAAUGAAUCCACAGAAUCAUAUUAUAUGGAUAUUCAAUAUGAAAUAAUUCAAAUAAAUUUCAGAAAAUAUAGUUACGAAGGAGGCGAUAAUGAUACAAGGAAAGUAAAUAACGAAGAUAUUAAAAUUAAUAAAAAUAAUGAAGAGAUAAAAAAUGAAAACAUAUCCGAAGGUAUAGAUAAUAGAUAUAAAGAUUAUAAAUCUAAAAGUAUUGUAGAACCAGAUGAAAUUAGAGAAGAUGAUAAAGAAUAUAAUAUAGAAAUAUCAGGAAGUGAUAUGAGUGAUAAUACAUAUAAUAAAAUAAAUUUUUAUAAAGAAAAAAUUAAUUUAUCAAAAAAUUUAAAUGAUUCAAAAAUUAAUAAUAAUGAUAUAGAUAAUAAUGAAUAUAUAACUAAAAAAAAAAAUUUAGAAAAAUAUAUUGAAAUAUUAUUUAAUAAUAUAACCUUAAAUAAAAUUGAGAAAAAAAGACAAGCAUUUUAUCCAAAUUUAUUAACAAUUAAUUUUCAAAAGGAUAGAAUUAAACAAGAUGAAAAAGAAAAUGUAGAAGAAGAUAAACAACAUAAAUAUAACGAAACAAAUAAAAAUGAAAUAAAAAUUAUUUGUGCUGAAAAAAUUAAAGAUAAAGGAUUGUUUAUCACUACAGGGGGAAUUAAAAAUAAUCGUAUAUACUUUUUGAAAAUAGAAAAAAAAAAUCAAGAUAUAGAUGAAAAUCGAAUUAGAAUUGUUAGACCACAAGUUAUUUAUAAAUUAUGCAGAGAAAUGUUUCCAAUAAAACGAUGUAUAAAUAAAAUGAUAAUCAACGAAAAAAAUAAUUUAUUAUUUUGUCUAACAAAUAAUAAUGAACUUUUAAUUUUUUCUACUCAAUAUUUCUUCACUUAUUAUUAUAUUAAAUUUCCAUUUAAUGAUAAAAUAAAAAAUAUAUUUAUCAGCAAAAAUGAAGAUAAUAAUACAAUCUCACAGACACAAUAUAUAUUCGUUUGUUUACACAACAGAAUUAUGCAAUUAAACUUUUGUUAUCCACUUUUUCAUUUAUUUAACAUAAUAAAAAGAUACAGAUUAAGUUUGAAUAAUUUCAUACAAAUUAUUAGCAAAGAAAAAGAUAUAGAGAAUUGUCAUAAUUCAAUUAGCCAAUUUUUUUUCGAAUCAAUUCAUGAUAAUUUAAUAGAUACCUUUUUAAAAGGGGGUCGAAAAAAAUGUAAUAAUAUAAUCCCUUUUUCAUUUAAUCAGAUAAAUGAUGACAUAAAUUAUGUAUCUAAACUUUUAUAUGAACAAAAUAUGCUAGAAAAAAAUAAAAUACAAAAUAACGAAAAAGACACACAAAAUGACACUAUUAAUGAUAUUUGGAAUUUUAUUAAGACAAAUAAUAAUCAAAAAGAAAACGAAGAGAUAGAAGAAAGGAAAAAAAGAAUAGAUUUAAUAUUAAAUUAUGACCAAAAAAGUAUAAACACUAUGUUUAAUAUUAACAAUUGUUUACAUGAUGAAGAUAUCAAAUAUAGUUUAAGAGAAACAAAAGAAAUGAAAGAAAAGGAAGAAAACAUUAGAAAAGCUUUAAUAUAUAAAAAAAAUAUUAACAAAAAAAUCCAAAAAUUGAAAAAAGCAUAUAAAAAAUUGUUUAAAAAAAAAAAAUUUAUUAUAGACAUAGAUUAUGCAAAUUUAAUAUACACUAAUUUAAACAAAUAUAUAAAAAAAAUUAAAAAUAUGUUUAUAUAUAACCAAAAAAUAUAUGAUAAACAAAUUAAAUAUUUAUCCAAAAAAUAUUUAAGAAUUAAAUAUUCUAAAAACACAUUGUCCUCAUUAGAUAUUAGUAAUAAUGAUAUGUUAAUUAUUAGAUCUUUAAAUAUGUAUUUAAAAAAUCAAAAUAAUAAAAAUGUUAAAUCUUUUAAAAGAAAAAAAAUAAAAAAUAUCAUUGAAAAGGAAAAUGAUCAUACAAACUUAAUAACAGAAUUAAACCAAACUAUUGAACAUUUUAAAAAAAUAAGGAAUCAAAAUUCGAAACUCAAAGUAAUAAAUAAUCAUGGAAAAAUUGAAGAUAUAUGCAAUAAAAAAAAAAUUAUUAAAAUGUAUGAAAAUAUACUAUCACAUUUGGAAAAAGGGGAAAACAACACACUUCAAAAAAAUACCAAUGAUUCUCAGAGAAUAUCCAGCAUUGCAGAAAUAAUUAAGAUAUACGAAGAAGACAAAAUAGAAUUAUUAAAUCAAAUAAACUUUAUCAAAGACACAUUCAACAAAGAUUUUAAUGAGUUGAGGAAUAUAAUAGGCCAGAAAUUAUCCGAAGUGAAGGAAUACAUAUUAUCUUUACAAAAUAGCACCCAAACUGGUAAUAUGGAAAGGAUGACACAAUUGUACAAUACAGAAGAGAGCAAUAAUUUAUGUCCUAAAAGUGAAAACAUUAUUCAUGAAGAAAAUAUAAAUGAUAUAAAAAACAUAGAAUAUAAACAAAAUUUAGAUCAAAUGGCAUCAUGGGAAAUGCUUUUGGAUGUUGUAAAAGAUAUUUAUCCUAUAAAUAAAAGAGAUAAUUCGAUAACGGUAUUGUGGAACAUAUCAAAUUCGGGAAAUAACCAGAUUUCCAAGACAAUUUUCGGAAGUAAUAAUAAUAUGAAUGAUAUAACAAAUUACAUAAAUAAAGUAAUAAAAGAAUGUAGUAAAGAAAUAAAUCUUUUAUACUUAAAAAAAAUUCAAGCCAUUAAACUUAUAAAGUAUAUAUCUUUAAAAAUUGUUUCAAUCACGGAAAAAAAUAGAAUAUUGAUAGAAAUAAGGAAAAAAGAACGAAAAUUAAAAAAACAAAAAAAAAUAUAUGGUAAACAAAUAAAUCAAAUUGAAAGUGAUAAUAAAGCAUGUACUCAAGAAAUAAAAAUAUUAUUGGAGGAACUUGAAAGUCACAAUCAAAAGAAGCAAAUGUGUGUGGAGAAAAUAAAAAACCUCGCGAGGAAUGAAACAGCCGGAUGCAAUUUACAAAUAAAGGAUCUAAAAGACAAGAAUGAAGAAGAAUCAAGUUGCGAUAAUAUUUUAAAUUUGGAUGAUAAAACAGACGAUGAAAAUACGACUAUGGAUAUAUAUAAUAAAGAAGAAAUUGAUGCUAUUAAAAAUGUGAACAGGAAAACAUUGAAUAAUAUUAGCAAUAUUAUGAAAAAUAUAGAUAAUAAAAAAAAUGAGCAAAGGAAAUUAUCACUUAAGAAAAAACGUAUGGAAAAAGAAAUAGAAGCAAUAAAUGAAGAAAUGACCAUAAUUGAAGAUGAUAAAAAAAAGAAUAUAGCAGAUAUAAAAUUUUACAUUACAUUAAAAAUGUCAAAAUUAAGAAAUAUUGAUUAUUUAUAUGACAAAAAAAAAUAUAGAUUAAAUUUAGCUAGUAAUUGUACUAUACUAAGUGUUGAACAAUAUAAAAAUAUAAUGAAAAAAAUGGAAAAAAUUGCAAGACAAAAAGAAAAACUUAUUCAAAUAUAUAAAAAAUUAAAAAAUAAUAAUAAUGAAUUAGAAAAUACUAACAAUAAAUUAUCUAAAAUAGUUCAUGAAAAAAAAAAAGCAUUAAAAAAUAAACUAAAAAAACAAGAUCUUACAUUUGAUUUUAAUGAUUUGGAAAAAAAAUAUCAAGAAAAACAAAAAAAAGGAAUAUUAGAAAAAAUUAAAAAUAAAGAAAUACAAAGUAAUCAAACACUAAAUUUCAUGAAUAAAGAACUUAAUCAACAAAAUAUAUUACUUAAUAAUUUACGAAAGAAAAACACACAACUCCUUGUUAAAAUUAGUGAGUACAUCCAAAUUUUAAAGCAACUCAAAAUGGAGCAAGCUUAG
Molecule: messenger RNA, 5511 nt
Organism: Plasmodium yoelii
Lineage: Eukaryota; Apicomplexa; Aconoidasida; Haemosporida; Plasmodiidae
Product: conserved Plasmodium protein, unknown function
Exons: 9
Coding region: 1-5511 (1836 amino acids)
Molecular function (GO): protein binding
Source: RefSeq, a predicted model, not a curated record